CGUCAACCUUCAAAAUGAAUCCGAAAAUAUUCAAAACUUUAUAUAAAUUGUUCCAAGAGUAUUAUUUUAGAGAAAAUGUAUGCGGUGAUGAGUUUAUAGAAGAGAAAUUGUUGGCAUCAGAUUCGCAUUUAACAGAUGAAGAAAUAGAAAAGUUUGUUUCGCUUGUCACCCAUAAGAAGUUCCUCGAAGCGAUCAAAAAUGAUUUCGUUUCGUUCCACAACCUCAGAAAUUACAACAAUGUUAGAAUGAUUAUGAUUAUAUUUAUCGUACUGUUUGCCUCAGACAAUGUUAGUGCCAAUGAACUAUUCGAAGUUUUUAAAGAAAUUAAAUGUGCCUUCAAACACAAAAUUUUGCAGUAUUUUUUUAAUGAAAACAAUCUAAUACAAACUGCUUUAACCGGAUGCAAAUUUUUUGAAGAUGAAUAUAUACUAAACCAAAUUAUUAAUCCUCUCCUUAACAAAACUGACGUUUUAAAAAAAAUAGAAGGGCUACUUUAUCAAGAAAAAAUCAAACAACGUACCCCAAAACCACCAACUGUUCCAGACCAAAUGGCACUGAUGCAAAGAAAAAAAGCUUCUCCAGCUGUACCACUUAAUACUCCUGUGGAAUCAAAAUUCUUUCAAGCAAAUGUUGUUCCUAAAACUCACUACCAGCAUGAUAUCACAGACAAGAAACUUCUAAGUGAAUUUGAGAAAAACAAACUAAAAGCCCAGAAAUUACUAGCACAAGCUAAAUCUUUAGAUAAGAAUUACUGCAAGCCUAAGAAACGUAUAAUUGUUGAAGAAGCUCCUAAAAGUGUCUUCAAAGCCAAGAAAGCUCCUACUAAAAAAAUAAAUGUUGAAACAAGAGGCAACGUCGCUGCUGUUUUAAGAGAGGCAAGUGUUUGUAUAAAACAACAAGAAAAAGACAUAAAAAAUAUUGAAAGUUUGCUAAAAGGAGGUGCAACUUUAGAUAAGUACAAAGAGUUGGAAGAGAAUCUUCGUCAGCUAGAACAACAAAAAUCAAUUGAAGAGAUUGAGCGAAAGCAUUUAGAAGGCUUAUUAACCUUCGAAGAAGCCAUUUUGGCCAAGAGAAAGUUGAUCGAGUGUAAUAAAGAACGUUUCAAAGAAUUUAUGGAAGAGCGUGACACAUUUUUAAAACAGUUGGAAGAUUGGAAAGAGGAACAGCAAAAGAAAAUAAAGAUAAUAGUGAAGAAGUGCCAAGAAAUAGAACGAAAUGCAAAAGAUUCUGAUAGGAAACUCAAAGAAGAAAAGAGAACUCAAGCCAAUCAGUUUAAGGAGGAGAAAAGACAAAUGUUGCAAAAUGCGUAUGAAAAACAAAAAGAAGAGUUGGCCAAAAAGAUUAAAUUGAUUGAAGAAAUCAAAGCUCUGCAUGAAAUGAAAACUCUUCAUUCUGCUAAUAAAGAGUUUGACAGAACUGAGUGUCCCAAACUUGGUUUACUGUGCGAAAUGUCAAUUGCAGAUUUGCAGCAAAAACUUGCUGAAAUGAAAGACAAAAUGGAACGUCAAUUGGAACAGAAGCGAAAGUGUAUUCAAAAGUACAAAGAGAGACAGAGGCUGAUGAUAGAAAACGUGAAGAAUUUUAUUACGCAAACUCGAAUGUCAAAGCCGAAACAAUCAACUGUGCCAAAUCGUCCAGCAAAAUUAGCACAAAGUGCUGAUCUAGAUAAACUGAGAGGUCAGUUAGAAGAAGCAAGAGAAUUGAGGAAAAACAGUGUUAAACUUGAUACAAGACCAUGUCCUCAUCAUUUACAAAGAUACAGAUAUACUUUAAACAUAUAAUUGUAAAAAAAUUUGAAAAAUACACGUUUUGU
Messenger RNA from Tribolium madens (black flour beetle), 1813 nucleotides. RefSeq names its product trichohyalin-like. Bases 15 to 1781 code for a protein of 588 amino acids. The record is from RefSeq and is a predicted model, not a curated record. The transcript has a single exon. Lineage: Eukaryota; Metazoa; Arthropoda; Insecta; Coleoptera; Tenebrionidae.